AGAGAGAGAGAGAGAGAGAGAGAGAGAGAGAGAGAGAGAGAGAGCAGGUAUCAUAAGGCACCUGUCUGUUUGGAUAGAGUUGCUAGGAAGAUCCUGCACUGGCUGGAUCUGGGAACAUUUCUCUGUUUGGUUCAUCCUCUUCUAACCUUCGUCUACUGUGAAAGGGUAACAUCACCCAUUUCACAAGGUCUCUGUAUUUGGAAUACAUAGGAAUGGCAGAUUUUCCUGGGAUGGUGAACACUCAGACAAGCUCUCAGACAAGUCACGUCAGUGUCAUGAACACAUUUGUUGACUUGAACUUCAUUAAGAGCAUGCCUGGGAUACUUUUGCUGGUGGAGAUUGUGUUUGGCUUGCUGGUGUGGGCACUUGUCACCAGUACUGCCUACUGGAUCGUGCCUGCCUAUAGCUGGGUGUUGUUUGUGAGCAUAACACUGUGGCUCCUCAGCAUUGUGCUCUUCAUCAUGCUCUUUUUGGGUAUGAGGCACAAAUUGCCCUCUAUACCCUGGCCUAUAGUGCUGCUGGUGUUUUAUGGGGUUGCAGCUAUCCUGUAUUUCACAGCCUUUCUGGCAAAUACAGUCUCAAUCACUGCCUUUGGAGGGGGCUAUCACAUUGGUCACGUGGCAGCGGCUGCGUUUUUUGCUAUUUUUGUGACGAUGGCUUAUGGUGCCAGCACCGCCUUUGCUUACAUAGAGUGGAAGGGUGAUGGAGGAAAUGCAGCUAUGACUACUGUUCCUGUGUAGAGACACACUGUGUCUGUGCUUAUGCUUUGAGAAGGGACUCUGAUGAAUUCUUAAUGUGACCUAAAGGAGAUCAUGAUGAACCUUACUUGCAUUUGAUAGCAUUUUUCUGCUAUUACACAGCAAAAAAUUACAUCUUACCAAGUCAAAAUAUCUUCAAUAUAGUCAAAUUUAUCUAGUAUUUCCUAUUAUAAGAUUACAAUAAACCAAAUAUAUGUUUGAAAGAAACAAAAUGACCUGCCUAUAGGAUAAGAAAAUCUAAAGCAUGUAAAUGUGUAGAAGCAUUUAAAUCCAGGCUGAAUAAUAUAUUUGACUUAUAAUACAACAAUAUAAUCUGAUAACAAGAAAUGAUAGAUAUCUCUGCCUAUAUGCAAGAUAUUUUACUGGCUAAUAUAUAAUUUUCUUAAGUGUACAGAAGCUGUAUGUUUUAGAUACAUUUUGUUUGCUUGUAAAGUUAUACAGGAUGAGUAUUUCUGUUUUUUCUUUUCUUUUCUUUUUAUUUUUACACCUGAUCAAAUAUAUUUAAUUCAUGAC
Ictalurus punctatus (channel catfish) is the source of this 1271-nucleotide messenger RNA. RefSeq names its product plasmolipin (gene pllp). The record is from RefSeq and is a predicted model, not a curated record. Gene Ontology annotation, cellular component: membrane. NCBI's taxonomy places the organism in Eukaryota, Metazoa, Chordata, Actinopteri, Siluriformes, Ictaluridae. Gene Ontology annotation, molecular function: structural constituent of myelin sheath. Bases 213 to 740 code for a protein of 175 amino acids. Gene Ontology annotation, biological process: myelination. The transcript has 4 exons.